GUGUCAAACCAACAAUAACAAAUACAAAUAAUGUAUAUUGAGAAUAAUGACGUCACGAGAAAAGAAAAAGAGUACUUCGCAAUAAACACAACACGUAUAUGGGUUUGAGCGCCACGUGCAUCACUGUCGAUAAGCUUGGCCGAUUCAAACCCCUCUCUCUCCUCUCUCUCUCUCUCUCUCUAUAUAUAGCUACUUGUACAUAUAAUCUACAGUAGAAAACCUUGAUUCACGCAUCGUGAGGGAUAAACUGAAAGGAGCAUCUAAUCUGAAAAUCGAAUUUGUAUCAACAGUAGUUUGAAGAACCGAUGUCGGGGGCGCAAGGAGCACAGCCGCCGGAGUCGUUCACGGCGACGACGUACGAGUCCGUCGAAGGCGGCGAGAACAAAACCCGAUUCGACAUCCACUCCAAGGAGGACGAAGGAGGUAUUGAAAUCGACAAACUCCAGGAUAAAGUCGAGGACGCCGCCGGCACCGGCGGCCCCGUUUUCGGCGCCGGCAAGGACGACGACAAAGACGAUCUGGGCGUUACCGGCACCGCUUAAUUAAUUAGCUAGUUUUACUCGUAUAUAUAUAUAUAUACAUAUUUCAGUUUCUUUUUAUGUAGCUUUUGAUUUCCUUUCUUGUAAUGUGUGUUCGUUCAUGUCUGUAUAUAUUGUUUAUCAGUAUAUAAUAUAAAUGAUUUAAUUAAAUAAAAC
Molecule: messenger RNA, 695 nt
Organism: Erythranthe guttata (spotted monkey flower)
Lineage: Eukaryota; Viridiplantae; Streptophyta; Magnoliopsida; Lamiales; Phrymaceae
Product: seed maturation protein
Source: RefSeq, a predicted model, not a curated record